This is a messenger RNA of Malaya genurostris, 2199 nucleotides long. Its product is annotated as forkhead box protein biniou. The record is from RefSeq and is a predicted model, not a curated record. Gene Ontology annotation, cellular component: nucleus. The transcript is spliced from 3 exons. Bases 284 to 2095 code for a protein of 603 amino acids. Gene Ontology annotation, biological process: animal organ morphogenesis; regulation of transcription by RNA polymerase II. Gene Ontology annotation, molecular function: RNA polymerase II cis-regulatory region sequence-specific DNA binding; DNA-binding transcription factor activity, RNA polymerase II-specific. Lineage: Eukaryota; Metazoa; Arthropoda; Insecta; Diptera; Culicidae.
UGUGCAUUGGGAUCUACGACCAAGUGACCUCACUUGAUUUAAGACAUAUUAAUUGUGCGGUGGAUUUUAAUAAUCUAUUAAUGAAGCAAAUAUUUAUUUUUUGUUUGUCUCAAGUGAUCUAAAUAUUUACAAACUGACCGUGGAUUAUUGAUUCCGAUGUUGUGAGAAUACUGUAGUGUUUACGGAUAUCUUCCGGUACCUUGAGUGAUUCAGUGUUGGACAAUACUGUCGAAAAGUUGUUGAUUGUUAAUGUUAUUGUUGUUAAAUUUUGAAGUUCCGAGCAAUGAUCAAGACUGAGGAACAUGCGGACUCUAGCACCGUGGGUGUAUCAGGUGGCUAUCACUAUCGCAACAUUUCCUCUAAUAUUGUGGUGGCUACUCCGCAUAUUAUCGAGAAUCCUGCACUCCAACAAAGUAUGGAUGAUAAAAUGAUUAUGAAUCACUAUCACUAUCAUGGAGCGAUAAGCUCAUCACAAAUCGACGUUAAGAACGAGAUGGAUGACCGGAACUCGCCGGCAUAUCAGAUCAAUGAUGUAAAAAUGGAAACGGAUAAGAUACCUUCGAUGUACCAUCACUUUGACAAAAUAUCUUCGUAUUACAUCAACCGAUCACCCUAUCUUAUCUCUCAGGUGAAUGACGAUGUGGAAUUCACCGAACCCCGCACGUCUUACCUGUCUCAGCUAGACAAUUCUAUUACUGCGAUGAAAUUGUCGGAGUCCCAACUUAUCAACUAUCAAGCCAUACCACAGGGGGAUUUGGCUAGCUUGCAACGCUGUCGUAGCAAUGGCAGUAGUGGAGGGCACGUAUCGCCUACUUCGUCGAUCAAUCCGGUUUCCAUAUCGACACAUAACAAUGUCCAUUCGAUCGCCAGCAGCACCAGUGGUGGACAGAUCACCAUAAAUCAAAGCUCGAUGCUACAAAAAUCCCCUUCUGCAUCCCCGAUAACACCGGCGGCAUCGCCUACUUUGUCCAGUUCAUCUCAGUCGGCAGUAGUAAGCGGAGGCAAUUGUGCAGGCGCACAGAAGAAACCAUCCGGUGGGAAUGGCGGUGGAGAGCAACAACUGACCAGUACUACUGGGUCUGGAGAACCAACGGGUCCGAAAAAGGCUAAUGGAGGACGACGGCAGGAGAAACCACAGCUCAGUUACAUUAAUAUGAUUGUCAUGGCGAUCAAGGACUCACCGCAUCGACGAAGAACACUUAGCGAAAUUUACAAAUAUUUGCAAUCGAAAUACGACUUCUUCAACGGAGAAUAUAACGGUUGGAAAAACUCCGUUCGGCACAACUUGAGCCUGAAUGAGUGUUUCAAAAAACUACCCAAAGAAUGCGGGAAACCAGGCAAAGGUCACUACUGGACUAUCGACUCCUCGGCCGAGUACAUGUUCGAGGACGAAGGCAGCUUACGAAGGCGACCUCGUGGUUUUCGGCGAAAGCAACAACUGAAAGCCUACACCGGUGGAAGUGCAUUUUAUCCAGCAGGGUCCACCGGUUACGAAAUAACGGUGCCGGACCUACAAAGUAGCUACAUCUCGCAACCGUACGCAUCGUACGAAUAUCCGAACAGCAACGGACAGGCAUUUACCGAUUCCUGGCAUUAUUCAUCGGAGGGACUGAGCCAGUACUCGAAAAUCACUCACACGUCCCUUCAUGACUCUCAACCGCCGGCGUCUCCCGGACAGCAAAAUCAGAGCUCGAGCAUGUUGGAUUACGGCAAUUACUCGUUCACUGCCAGCCACUACAGUAUCGAUAACGGUCUAAAAAUGGCAUCACUAUCACAGAUGCCACCUCCACCGCCAUCGACGAUUGGACCGGUAUCAGCGACACAUUCACCAUCAUCAGCAGCACCCGGUAGUAAUGGGACGGUUGGGACAAUGGCGACCAAUGGCAGCUCCAACGGAAUGGGAAUGGACUGCAGUAAAGUGGUAACCGGUUACUCCGGUUCUGCGCUGGGAAGCCAUUCUGCUAUGCUGGGUCCACAGCAAUUGCAUCAUCAUCAUCACCAUCAUCCCCAUCACAGUGGAACCAGCAACGGACUGGGGUUGAAUACGGUUCUGACCGCGAACGUGCAGUAUGAUCAUGGGAAAUAUUCCAAUUGAUUGGGGAAGACAAUUAAAGUAAAGGGACAGGAUUUCAUAAAAAAGGCAUGUUCGACUACUUCAACAGUACUAAUAGGAUAGCAAAUAGAGUAAUACUCGCGUGA